AUAUAUCGAUGCGAUAAACGUUUGCAGUGGCUUUUUGUUGUUUAUUUCGUUGGCGUAAUUUUUAUUUUAAAAAUUAAUUAUUUUGCAUUAAAAUAUAAUGUCCGAUGACGACGAUAUCCAGUACAUAAAGCGGCAGCGCACCUUGCAUUAUGGCUCGCUGGAAGAAACAGAACGCAAGCGGCAAACCGCCGCGGCGUCCUCUGUUGCCGGCACAACGCCGGCAGCAGUAACAACAACUACCGCCCAACUGGAAGACAUUGAUUCGGACGAGGACUAUGAGGAAUCUAACAAAAAGUCCAAUGCGACAAAAGUCGCCAUGCCACCGCCCACAGCCGCGUCGCUUGCUAACAAAAUAGACGAUGACUACUUCGAUCUGGAGGGCGAGAUGGAGCGCGACAAGGUGGCGCUCCUGGAGGAGUUCGAGCGAAAGAAGCGCGCUCGCCAAAUAAACGUAUCCACAGACGAUUCCGAGAUUAAGAACAAUCUUCGGCAGUUAAACGAGCCAAUUUGCUACUUUGGUGAGGGCCCAGCGGAGCGACGCAGACGCCUCAAGGAGCUGCUCGCCAGCCUGGGCGAGAAUGCCAUCAAGCAAAAGCAAACCGAGGAGGAGGAGCGCAAGUUGCAGCAAAGAGAGCAGGAGGCUACCUGGUACCACGAGGGACCCGAAACACUGCGUGUGGCGCGCCUUUGGCUCGCCGACUACUCCCUGCCACGUGCUCGCGAUCGUCUGGAGCGUGCUCGGGAGGCGCUCGAAGUGCCCAGCGCCACGCGAGCCGGUCGCAUGGUGGAAAUGCAAAAGAAGCUACAAUCCCUAGCGCCGCUGUGCUCGCAGGUGGGCGAUACGCGGCCCGUCAGCAGCGCUGCAUUCAACGAGGACUCCUCCCUUCUGAUGACGGCCUCAUGGUCGGGCCUGUGUAAGCUAUGGAGCGUGCCCGACUGCGAGCUGAAGCAAACGCUGCGCGGUCAUGCCAGCUACGUGGGCGGCGUGGCGCUGCGGCCGGGCGUCAAGCUAGACGAGCAGAAUGUAGUGGCCAUGGCCUCGGGCGGGCACGACGGUGCCGUCAAAUUGUGGGGCUUUGGCAACGAGGAGUCCAUCGCUGACAUAACGGGACACAUGCCGCACCGCGUAUCAAAGGUGUCGUUUCAUCCAUCGGGCCGUUUUCUGGCCACCGCUUGCUAUGAUUCCUCGUGGCGUCUGUGGGAUCUGGAGCAGAAGACUGAGGUGCUGCAUCAGGAGGGACACGCCAAGCCGGUGCACUGCCUCAGCUAUCAAUCGGAUGGCAGUGUCCUGGUCACCGGCGGGCUGGAUGCUUUCGGACGUGUUUGGGACCUGCGCACAGGACGUUGCAUCAUGUUCCUCGAGGGCCAUUUGGGCGCCAUAUUCGGCGUAGACUUCUCGCCCAAUGGCUUUCAUAUAGCCACCGGCUCGCAGGACAACACCUGCAAGAUCUGGGACCUGCGUCGUCGCCAGCCCGUCUACACCAUACCAGCGCACACAAAUCUCAUAUCGGACGUGAAGUACCAGCAGGAUGGCGGCAGCUUUCUGGUCACCUGCUCCUACGAUUCGACAACGAAGAUCUGGUCGAACAAGACGUGGCAGCCGCUCAAGACACUGCAGGGCCACGACAACAAGGUCAUUUCCGUCGACGUCUCCCCCAACUCGCAGUACAUAGCGACCACCUCGUUCGAUCGCACCUUCAAGCUGUGGGCGUCGGAUAGUUGAUUUCCAUACAUACAUACAUGCUAUAUAUGAUGCAUACAUCGGCUGCUUAUAGCCCCGAUUUGUUAUAAGCUCAAUUUGUAUUUACUGUUUUCGUUGAAACACAAUAGCCCAAACGUUUUUUUCAAUCUUUCACCUUUCAGUUUUAUAACACAAUUUGUUAUUUUAGUUAGGCGAAACAAUGCAUUUCGUACGUUUAAGACUUUUGUAUAGAAAUUGUUAAUAAAAAAAAAA
Drosophila virilis is the source of this 1954-nucleotide messenger RNA. It is a transcript of the gene U4-U6-60K, whose product is annotated as U4-U6 small nuclear riboprotein factor 60K. Gene Ontology annotation, cellular component: U4/U6 x U5 tri-snRNP complex. Gene Ontology annotation, biological process: mRNA splicing, via spliceosome. NCBI's taxonomy places the organism in Eukaryota, Metazoa, Arthropoda, Insecta, Diptera, Drosophilidae. Gene Ontology annotation, molecular function: U6 snRNA binding; U4 snRNA binding; protein binding. The record is from RefSeq and is a predicted model, not a curated record.